AUGGACGAGCAGGAUUCGCACAACACAAUGGUCCCGCUUCUGUUCUUGGUGGCAACAACAACAACGGCCAAUUCCAGCAGCAAUGGCAACCGUACACGAGAGGGCGUCACAUCCACCGGACAACACGUCCUCCCCACAGUGCUGGUCCUCUCCCUGCUGCUGCUCAUCAUCGCGCUCCUGGCCUGGUACUUCCUCAGGUUAAAAAACCAGAGGAAAGCGGUGGUCACCACAGUGGACAAGAAGAUACCCAAUGGAAUCCUGGAGGAACAAGACCAACAGACGGUGGUCCUGCUGCCCAGAUCUGCGUCGGCCUCCAAGAACUACCCCCCGCUCGCCUUGGAGCAUCUGGAGGACGAGUACCGGCUCCGCUCGGCCGACGACGGAAAGCUCUUCCGAGAGGAGUACAACUCUCUGCCAGGGGGUAACGCCCAGGGGACGUACGAGGAGGCCAACAAGGAGAACAACAAGGAGAAGAACAGAUACCCCAACAUCCUUCCAUAUGAUCACUCCAGGGUGGUGCUGACCCAGCUGGACGGCAGCCCCGCAUCCUCCGACUACGUCAACGCCUCCUACAUCGACGGGUUCACAGUCAAGAACAAGUUCAUCGCAGCACAAGGUCCGAAAGAGGAAACGGCCGCCGAUUUCUGGAGGAUGAUUUGGGAGCAGAAAGUGGCGACGGUCAUCAUGCUGACCAACCUGAAGGAGAGGAAAGAGGACAAGUGCUACCAGUACUGGCCGGAUCAGGGCUGCUGGACCUACGGGAGCGUGCGGGUGGCGGUGGAGGACUUCACCGUGUUGGUGGACUACACCAUACGCAAGUUCUGCAUCCAAUACCAAUCCACCGACGCCGCCAAAACCACGCGGAUGGUGACCCAGCUCCACUUCACCAGCUGGCCCGAUUUCGGCGUGCCCUUCUCGCCCAUCGGCAUGCUCAAGUUCCUCAAGAAAGUCAAGGCGGUCAACCCGCCUAUUUCCGGGCCCAUAGUGGUCCACUCGCCGGCGUCGGUCCGGACGGGAACCUUCAUCGUCAUCGACGCCAUGAUCGACAUGAUGCACGCCGAGCAAAAAGUGGACGUGUUCGGCUUCGUCUCCAAGAUCCGAGAACAGCGCUCGCAGCUCAUCCAGACGGACAUGCAGUACUCCUUCAUCUACCAGGCCCUGCUGGAAUACUUCCUGUACGGGGACACGGAGCUGGACGUGUCGUCUCUGGAAGGACAUCUGCACAAACUGCACAACACCUUCAACACCGGGGACCGCGUCGGCCUGGAGGAGGAGUUCAAGAAACUGACAAACAUGCGCAUCAUGAAGGAGAACAUGAGGACGGGGAACCUGCCUGCCAACAUGAAGAAGAACCGAGUCCUGCAGAUCAUUCCUUACGACUUCAACAGAGUCAUUCUGUCCAUGAGGAGAGGGCAAGAGUUCACAGAUUAUAUCAACGCAUCUUUCAUAGAUUGCGCCUAA
Nerophis ophidion (straightnose pipefish) is the source of this 1461-nucleotide messenger RNA. RefSeq names its product receptor-type tyrosine-protein phosphatase epsilon-like. Gene Ontology annotation, biological process: protein dephosphorylation. Lineage: Eukaryota; Metazoa; Chordata; Actinopteri; Syngnathiformes; Syngnathidae. The record is from RefSeq and is a predicted model, not a curated record. The coding region runs from base 1 to 1461 and encodes 486 amino acids. The transcript has 16 exons. Gene Ontology annotation, molecular function: protein tyrosine phosphatase activity.